Bursaphelenchus xylophilus (pine wood nematode) is the source of this 582-nucleotide messenger RNA. Lineage: Eukaryota; Metazoa; Nematoda; Chromadorea; Rhabditida; Aphelenchoididae. The record is from the annotation of a GenBank genome assembly.
AUGGCGACCACGGCAGGACCUCUUACGAUAGUCAAUUCGAAAUCCCCCAUAAUCUUGACCCCAAUGAAUAUGUUGUCUCCUCUACGCCAACCGUUGUUGCUUCCUAGAUUUGAGUUAGAAGAAGUGUACUCACCUAGUCCCCAUGAUUCCCCUGAAACUUUGGCUCAGACCUACACCAAAACUCAGAACUUUGUCGCCAAAGUGAAAGCCAUAUGGAAUGACAUGUAUCUCGAAACGUUGAUAACGCAGAAAUCCAAACACUUCGUAGUGGCUCCUCCUGAAUUCGGUAAGGGGGAUCUAGUAGUGUUCUCGUCCGACAAGCCACACGGCCCCAAAUACGAGAUUGCGAGGGUAGACAGAGUGAGGACCAAAGAUGAAGUGCCAGUAGAAGUAGACUUGGCUGCCGGGCUGGGCCGGCCCGGGCCGGCCCGGCCCGGGCCGGUGUUCGGGCCGGCCCGGCCCGGGCCGGUGUUCGGGCCGGGCCGGGCCGAAGCAAAAUUGAAACGGGCCGGGCCGGGCCGACCUCUUCCGGCCCGCGGGCCGGGCCGCAAAUUUCGGCCCGGGCCGGCCCGGCAAAAUUAA